Molecule: messenger RNA, 876 nt
Organism: Rotaria sp. Silwood2
Lineage: Eukaryota; Metazoa; Rotifera; Eurotatoria; Philodinida; Philodinidae
Source: the annotation of a GenBank genome assembly
AUGGCUGAAUUACGUGCAGUGAUAACUGCAGCAGUGCUUAUAGCACUUAUUCUUGCUGCUGUCGGUGAAAAUAGCAAACGUUUACAUGUUCGAGAUGAUCAUUCAAAGCCAGUGCCUUGCACAAAUAAUCCGCAAAUGAAUCCCAAUUUACCUCCUUGUCCAGUUGAUUCAGCACAAUCUACAUCACUUGAACGUGCUCAUUGGUGUCGUGCUCCCAAUGGUACUUUUUUUCCUCUUGGUUAUACAUAUAUGCAAUCAGUAUGUUCAAUGUGUCAAUGUACAAUAUCACGUGUUAUUCGUUGUUCAACUCUUCAAUGUUUGCCAGCAUAUUGUAUCGAUGAUACAAUGCCGUAUCGUAAAGAGGGUCAAUGUUGUGCACAAUGUGGAUAUGAAGCUCCAGGAAAUUCGUGUGCAUACAAUGGCAUAUCUUUUCCACAUGGUUCCGUCAUGAAAUCUGUAGAAAAUAAAAUGCAAUGCUGGUGUCAAUGGGGUUCUAUUGAAUGUCGUGAUUAUGUUGGUUCACUUUUCCAAGCUGUGGAUUUUUGGAGUGAUAAAUCAGCAAUUUAUAUUAUUGUUGUCGUAUUAUGUAUUGUUUUAAUUUUUGGUAUAUUGAUUUGUUGUAGUUGUACACUUUUAUAUUAUUAUUAUUAUCAACGUUAUCAACAAUCAAUGCAGCAAGAAUAUAAUCAGUAUAUAAAUUCAGCUGGAUGGCAACCAAUGAGCGAAGAAGAUCAAAAUGCAGCUGAUUUGACUGCAGAGGAAAAACGUGCUGAAGCAGAACAAUAUCAAGCUUCAAAUCCUAAUGAUUUUGUUCCUCCACCGUAUGCUGCAUAUCAUAAUUCAUUUGUGUCUGCAGAUGAGGAAAAACAAAACUAA